CCCUGGAUGCCAUUUGGACAUAUAUGUCCCUACACAAAACGCAGUUGCUGUGCCAGAGGGACAUAUAUGUCCUUCUGAAACAUCAUGUUAAAAGAAUUGAAAUAAAAUAUUUUUGGAUUAACCCAAGCCCAUAGCAAUUGCAACAUCGCAAAAAGCAGUAAAUUUCCAACACAUCUGUGUCAUUUUCACAACUCUACUGUCAAUAAAUAACGCAUAUGGAGUUAGUCAAAUUCCCCUUGUUUACACUUUCGUUCAAAUGUGCCGCCAUUGAAAUAUUUUUUCAUUUCGAACAAAUUGCACCGACUGAUUGAAAAUCCAUAUGCGAAGGAAUGUUUGAAACCUACAUAAAUAUUUUGGUUAAAAGAUUGAAAAUGGUCAAAUAUCUACGCAUCUAUGUAUUAAUUAGCUAAUGAAACCAACUAAAUGCCCAGUUUAUCGAUGGUGAAUGGAGUGUAUAUAUUUUUUUUACAGUAUUUGUUCAAGGCCUCGUUCAUCACAUUCAUAUCAAAGCGUAUUCAAAAACAUUCAUACAGUUAUACAUACCUACUGACAUCUUUUAAAAACAGUCUGUGUGAAAAUGUGCCACUUCUCAUAUUCAUACGUAUACUUAGAAAUUCCAUUCAUGCUUCCUAAGCCUCAAAUUCUGCAAAAACACAGAAAAGGUACCGCAACUUUUUAGCCGAAACUUAAAACAAAAUGGCGACCGAAGUUGAAGGUCGCUUAGCGGUACUUUUCAUGAGAGAAAAAAAGUCGAAAGCAUGUCUCCCAGAAGAAACGAAAACGCACAUGAUAAACGUUGACACACCCUUUUGGGUCUGUGUUGUUCAUGCUUUGUGACUGAUUAUAUGUAAGUCACGUUUUCGUAUGUUUAAUGAGGCGUGUCAAUUUAUUAAAAGACGUUGAAAAGUAGGUUGGUAGCAACGGCACAUAGGAUCUUAUGCAGUGUCGAAUAUAUUUAUAAUUUAUUGGUUAUAUAAGUAUAUAAACAAGAACUAUUUGAUGUUGAAGUAUGAACGUGUAAAUGUCAGUUAAAAUUACUUGAAUACCGGUCCCCGAUGAAUCUAUAUAUUUAUUAUUAGUUCGUUUGUCUAAAUAUAAAUAGCUAGCUCUUUGACAGUAGAAUUCAUUACUGAAUUAUUAAUAAUCUUUCGUUUAAUUUAAGUAUGUAAAUUUUGUAUUCAUGCGGUUUGUUAUUGUUAAAUACCUUAUUAUUAUUGCAAGACUAAGUUUUUUUAUUUCACGAAAACAAAUGAAGCUGUUACGGUUAUCGACAGUUUGGUUUCAAUCAUCCACCAUAACGGGGUUGGCAAGAGCGGCAAAUUUCCGAUUGUUCGUCUGGAACGAAAUACCGUGACCCGCGACCUUUGACAUGACACGUCACAGAGGUUACAGGUGCCCGAGUAAAACAAAACAAAGUUCGAUGUUGAAAUCACCAACAGUGUUAAAUAUGACAUCCAAUGUAAAUAUUUAUACAUUAUAUGCUUUAAUCUUUAUCUUCGUGCUUUGUUUAUCGAAUCAGCGCGUUGAACACAAAUCAAAUUUUAAGAAACGUUCGCCUCCCGCCGAGAGCAUGAAUAUUCAUAGGGAUAAAAAUAGCCCCAUGUGACAGACGACAACAUUGCGAUCGAAGCUGUCAACCAAGAAGGAAUGUCUGCAGUGGGAAUUGGCGACGACGAUGAUUUGGGGGAGUCGGACUUCGAGUCGGACAUAUCCGUCGAUUCUCUCGAUUCCGACUCCGAGUCCGACUCCCAGGAAGAGAUAAGCGAUAAUGAGGAAAACACGGAGACUGAAGAAGAGGCAGGGGCCAAACCAAUGGUCCGUGGCCCCUGGCUGCCCGUGCUGGACACGGACAGCUUUGACCUCGGCAACAGUAUUGACUUUGCCGAGGAGUGCGGCCCUGUCAACCCUCCAGAUUACCAUGCCCCUCCUAUAUGCUAUUUCAACCAGCAACUCAGAGGAGGGGAUGGAGGUGUUGAUUUGUUCGACCUGCUGGUCAGGGAGACAAACAGGUAUGCUGAGCAGUACCUGCAGGGCCGCACGCUAUCACCGCAGAGCAGGGCUCGGGCGUGGAGACCCGUUGACCGGGAAGAAAUGCGGGCAUUUCUUGGACUCUUGUUGGCCAUGGGUGUCGUCAGGAUGCCAACCAUCGCUUCCUACUGGAAUGAGGGGGACAAGAACUGGCUGGCAUCAACACCUUCCUUCGGGGGGAUCAUGCCGAGGAAUCGCUUCCAAGUCAUCAUGCGGUUCCUCCACUGCAACGACAACUCUGUUGCAGUGCCCCGAGGGCAGCCAGAUCAUGACCCCCUCCACAAGAUCAGGCCGGUUCUUGAUCUUGUGAAUGGAUCAUUCGCAAACUCUCAUGGGCUGGCCCAGAGUGUUUGCGUUGAUGAAAGGAUGGUUGGCUUCAAAGGGCGACAUCACCUUGUACAAUACAUGGCCAACAAGAAAGCACACAGAUGGGGGGUGAAGUUGUGGAUCCUUGCCGAGGCGGGUACUGGCUACACCCAUCAAGUUCGUAUCUACAAGGGCCGGAACCUUGGAGGACCACCGCCCAAGGAAGGUCUUGGGCAUAGUGUGGUCAUGGACUUGAUGGAACCGCAUCUCGACAAGGGCCACCACAUCAUCUGCGACAACUACUUCAGCAGUCCGUCUCUCUGCCAUGCUCUAUUUGACAGGGGGACAUUCUGCACAGGAGUUGUCGCCGUCCGGAGGAAGGGAAUGCCGAGCUCUUUCGUUGGGAAAAGACCACCUAGGGGCUCGACAAUUGUGAGAAGACAGGGUCCACUGCUGGCAGUGCUCUUUUCAGACAGGAAGGUCUUCACAAUCCUUUCUACCAUGGGUAGUCCAAGAAUGGAGGAUGGGCUUAACUCACGGGGCCGGUCUGUCACUCUCCCCUCAGUCGUUAGACUGUACAACACCCUAAUGGGGGGAGUUGACCUUGGGGAUCAACUCAUUGGUGUCUAUGAUCCCCAAGUCCGCUCCGUGAAGCUGUGGAAGAAAGUUUUAAUCAACUUUCUUCUCACAGCAUCAGUUAAUGCCUAUCAGACAUUCUUGAACACCCAUGGUAGAACGACCUCCCGUCUGGACUUCCACAUGUCCCUUCUCCACUCACUCGUCGGGAACACUCAGGUGAAGAGGAGGACUGGCAGGCCCAGGACCCAGCCUCCUUCCCGACGACUGACUGGAUGUCACUUCAUAGAAGUGCUGCCUGAAGGGAAGAGGAAACAGUGUGUUCUCUGCAGAAAGAGACAGAGGGCCAUCGAUGGCUCUGCAGGAAAGGUCAGGACCUGGUGUCCUGACUGCCACGUUGGCCUCUGUGCACGCUGUUUCCGUCAGUAUCACACAGCUGAUCACAUUGAAGAGUGAAAGGCUGUGUGUACUGGCAUAUGAUGGAACAUGACUCAUGUUCCAUCAUAUCAACCCUUCAAGCAGUUUCCCCAUCUGUGUGCUUCAUUGUAAAUAACUAGUGAGUGAGUAGGACUUACGCCGCACUUGCAAUAUUCCAGCAACAUCGCAGCGAAUCUUUGUAAAUAGAUGAUAAAUAUAUUGUAUAUAUGUACUUAUUGUAAAUAUUUCAUGUGUGUGUAUAUAUAUUAAAGGAUGUUUUUGUGAGAGAGUAUGACCUAACGCCGUAUUUGCAAUAUAACAGCAACAUCAUGGCGAUUUUAUUGUAAAUAGAUCAUUGUCUAUUGUAUAUGAUUAUGUACUUAUUGUAAAGAAGUGAGUUUGUUUUAUGCCUCUUUUAGCAAUAUUCCCGCAAAAAUAUGGCAGUUUAAUGUACUUAUGUUCAUAUUAUGUUCUCUAUUUAUUGUACAUGUAAUUAUUGUGUGUAUCAUGUGUAUGUAAGGAUCUGUUUAUGAGUAGGACUUCCCACUGCAUCUGCAAUAUUCCAGCAACAUUGCAGCGAAUCUUUGUAAAUAGAUGAUAAAUAUAUUGUAUAUAUGUACUUAUUGUAAAUAUUUCAUAUGUGUGUAUAUAUAUUAAAGGAUGUUUUUGUGAGAGAGUAUGACCUAACGCCGUAUUUGCAAUAUAACAGCAACAUCAUGGCGAUUUUAUUGUAAAUAGAUCAUUGUCUAUUGUAUAUGAUUAUGUACUUAUUGUAAAGAAGUGAGUUUGUUUUAUGCCUCUUUUAGCAAUAUUCCCGCAAAAAUAUGGCAGUUUAAUGUACUUAUGUUCAUAUUAUGUUCUCUAUUUAUUGUACAUGUAAUUAUUGUGUGUAUGUAAGGAUCUGUUUGUGAGUAGGACUUCCCACUGCAUCUGCAAUAUUCCAGCAACAUCGCAGCGAAUCUUUGUAAAUAGAUUGUAUAUAUUGUAUAUUGGUACUUACUGUAAAUACUCUAUUUGUAUAUUUCAGGAUAUAUCUGUGAGAGUAUGACUCCAUGCUGUAUUUGCAAUAUAGCAGCAACAUCACAGCGAUUAAUUGUAAAUAGAUUAAAUUCUAUUAAUGAUAUAUAUUAUAUAUAUUUACUGUAAAUAGAAAAUGGAUUUGUGUAUAUAUAUAAAAGGACAUGUUGGUGCGUGAGUAUGAUUCAACGCCACAUUUACAAUAUUCCAGUUAAUUCGUGGCGAUUCAUUGUAUAUGGAUUAUUGAUCUUUUGUUCACAAUUAUGUACUUCAUGUAAAUAGAGUGAGUAUGAUUCAUGCCGCUUUCAGCAGUAUUCCAGCUAAGAUGCAGCCUUUUUUUAAAACUUUAUUGUACAAAGUUUAUAUAUUAUUCACAUGUAAAUACUGUCAAUAAAUAUGUAUAGAUUGAGAGAUUUGUACAUUUGUCUUAUAUAUCUCA
Haliotis rufescens (red abalone) is the source of this 4783-nucleotide messenger RNA. Its product is annotated as piggyBac transposable element-derived protein 3-like. The transcript is spliced from 6 exons. The record is from RefSeq and is a predicted model, not a curated record. Bases 1648 to 3366 code for a protein of 572 amino acids. NCBI's taxonomy places the organism in Eukaryota, Metazoa, Mollusca, Gastropoda, Lepetellida, Haliotidae.